CUAGGGAUGAGAGAGACUACUAGCACAAGGUCACCCAGCUGGCUUUGCGCCUAAGGUGGGACUAGAACUGAAUCUCCCAAGACAUUUAACAUUCAGAACAUGAUGGUGCUCAUCACACAGUACAGUAUAACCAGCUGCGAUUAAUUAAAAUUAAACUGCAUUAAAUCACUAUUUAAAAAAAGAGAAAAAUCCAAUUUCAUGCAACAACAUUUGCCAUGUGUUACUUCUUCCAGAAACCUGCCAUAUUCCUUCCUUCAAUCUACUCCACAGGCUCUCAGGUUAAGUUGUAAGUUGGAGAAAUGAACCACUUCUUCUGUUGAUAGGAUCUGAUUGAGCAAUAGAAUGAAUUAUCAUGAUUACCAACCAUUAUUUGAUUAUCAACCAUUUAAAUAAUUUAUAAUAAGCAGAUUUGUUUCUGCUUCAUUUACAAGUCCUAACUACUUUAUAGAAGAAACUAUAUUCUCAAUUCUAAAAAUUAUUGAUAAAGUGAUUCCUCAUUUUUAAAAUUGUUACAUAUGCAUUAUAAUAGAUGGUAAGCUUGAGUAGAAAAAGUAAGUUUAGAUAGUUCUUAAUAUAGUUCUUAAUACAGGAAUUGAAUAGUUUCAUUGUCUACAUAUGAAACUGUUUCAUACUACCAUUCUAUCAUUCUAGAUUUGAUCAAAUAUUAAGAGAUCAGUUAUCUUUUUAGUCUCUGAAUGUUUGUGAGAUUUUUGGUGCUUCAAUAACUACCAGUUUACACAUGUACAAAAGUCCUCCCAUUUGUUUCAGUGGUAGGUGACAUACAGUUGAAUACAAGGUGUAUAUUAAUAACUCGAGUAAGGAAGCUUGAAUGCUUGAUCGCUCUUACAGAUCCUUGGAUGCAAGUCACAUAUUAUGGUUCAAGGUCAAAACCCAUUCUGCUGAUCUCCAACUUGCUAAAUGCAUGAUUCCACUGUAACAAGUAUAGACUUGUUUUGGUCAUUGUCUCUUUUGGAGAGGAUUUAAUAUUAUGUUUCUUUUCUCUUCCUGUAUUCAAAUGGUGAACAACACACACAUACUCUAGAUAAGUUUAGGUAGUUUUCAGAAUGAACCAAGAAUGAUUAAUUGCUCACAAAGAAAAAGAAUAGAGCUGUGUAUUGUAUUGUAAUCAUAUUUAAAAGGUAGUGAUGUGCUCCCUCCUCAAGAAGCCAUUGCUGGAGCCUACAUUUAUUAUUGAUUUUAGUCCAGUCUCCAUUGGAUUAAAUUGCUGAGGGCUGUGGAAGAAAUGGACCUAUUUGUGUUGAGUUUCAGGCUGGGACAAAAUUGAUUAUGCUUGACAAUGAAUUUUGACAGAACCAAUUGGGGUGAUACCACCAUCCUGGUUCUUCUUGAUCUCUUAGUGACUGUUGAUAACCAUUGAUCAUGGAAUCUCUCUAGAUUGGCUAAGGAGUUUGGUAGUUGGAGAUGAAGGAAUUUUUUUAGGGCCAUGCUGGUACUGUAGACCGGUUUUCUGUGACUGGUUCCAGUAGAUGCAGGAGGGAAGUAGGGAGAAAUCCAGCCCAAAACAAACCAGGGUGCCUCAGGAUUUGACCUUCUAGUCUUCCUUGUUUUAACUUCUAUGUGAGUUCAGCUUAGUGAAUUCAUUCAUCAAUCUGUAUUUAGUUGUCCAAGUUACUCUGUUGGGGCUUGUUCCAUUUCCUGGAAGAUAUUUGGAUCUGGUUGAGGAAGAACAGGUUUAGCAUUGAUAAAAAUGAAUGCUUAAUAGAUGCAUGGAUCUUCUGGGGAUAGUGAUUCUCUGUUUGGCUGUGGAUAAAUGGUACUUUUCUAUGCAGAACUAAUACAUAAUUUCGGAAUCUUUCUGGAUUCACAGAACCUACUCAAAGAUCAAGUGGCAGCUGUGGCAAGGACGGGCUUCUUACAGAUUUGCUAGUGUACCAGCUGUGCAAUUUCCAUUUUCUCAUGGUCACGUAUGUCUUGGUCCCCUUAUGUGGGGAGAACUGCAACAUGCUGUAUGUUACUGUAGCUCUUCUUGAACGCCACUCAGGAGGCUUUCAGAUAAACUUCUGUGAAAAAGCACAAAGUAAGCGCAGAGCACUGAAGCUGAAUUUUGCAAACCCACCUUUCAAAUCCACAGCACGAUUUACUUUGAAUCCCGGAGUUCCUUUUCAGAAUCCACACAUUGAUACUCAAGCAACAAUGGGUAGUAAUCACAUUGCCCCCUUCACGUUCAAAAGGAGAGAGGCGGAGAUGAUCGUGAAACUUUCCAGCAGGCUACAAGAGAGACUGAGAACACACAGCAUUGAAUCAUCAGGAAAAUUGAAGAUUUCCCCUGAACAACAUUGGGAUUUUACUGCAGAGGACUUGAAAGACCUUGGAGAAAUUGGACGAGGCGCUUAUGGGUCUGUCAACAAAAUGGUCCACAAACCAAGUGGGCAAAUUAUGGCUGUUAAAAGAAUUCGAUCAACAGUGGAUGAAAAGGAACAGAAACAGCUUUUAAUGGAUCUUGAUGUAGUAAUGCGAAGCAGUGACUGUCCGUAUAUUGUUCAGUUUUAUGGAGCACUCUUCAGAGAGGGUGACUGUUGGAUCUGUAUGGAGCUCAUGUCUACCUCGUUUGAUAAAUUUUACAAAUAUGUAUAUAGUGUACUAGAUGACGUUAUUCCAGAAGAAAUUCUAGGCAAAAUCACUUUAGCUACUGUGAAAGCAUUAAACCACUUAAAAGAAAACUUGAAAAUCAUUCACAGAGAUAUUAAACCUUCCAAUAUUCUUCUGGAUAGAAAUGGAAAUAUUAAACUCUGUGAUUUUGGCAUUAGUGGACAACUUGUAGACUCCAUUGCCAAAACCAGAGAUGCUGGAUGUCGACCAUACAUGGCACCAGAGAGGAUAGACCCUAGUGCAUCCAGGCAAGGAUAUGAUGUCCGUUCUGAUGUGUGGAGCUUAGGGAUUACAUUGUAUGAGUUAGCCACAGGACGUUUUCCCUAUCCUAAAUGGAAUAGUGUAUUUGAUCAGCUGACACAAGUGGUCAAAGGAGAUCCACCACAACUGAGCAACUCAGAGGAACGGGAGUUCUCCCAAAGUUUUAUCAACUUUGUCAACUUGUGCCUUACAAAGGAUGAAUCCAAAAGGCCAAAGUAUAAGGAGCUUCUGAAACAUCCCUUCAUUCUAAUGUAUGAGGAACGAACAGUGGAUGUUGCAUGCUAUGUUUGUAAAAUCCUGGAUCAAAUGCCAACAACUCCCAGCUCACCAAUGUAUGUUGAUUGAUACUGCUGCUAUAUCAAAACUGUAGUGCAAGUGCUGAGAGAAAGCAAGAUGUACAGAAUCUUCACCCCAUAUUGCAGUGUUUUAAUGCUCGCCCAGACACCAUGUGCAAUAAUGUUGGUGUUUCUCCUCCAUUCUGUCUGUAAAUCAUUGUCACUUACAAAGUGCAUCCAUGUAAUAUCCGAUUUCACAGUGUUAGAGUCAAGUCAAAGAGAGACUUUGUUUUGCUCUUUUUGUGGACAUAUACAUAAAAAUGUGGAAAUAAGUAACAUUUUAUUUGUUGGCCAUGAUUGGAUAGCACCUAAAGUUAAGUUCUAAACUCAGAAACUUCUCAGCAGCUACUGGAGGGAUUUUAUUCUCAAACUCUUCCAACUGCUACAAAUAAUUUAAAGGAAAGGAAGUUGUUGGUCUGCCUGAUUCGAAAUGUAAAAAAUACUGCCUGGGAGACAGUAAAUUGUGCAGCCGAAUGGAGCUACUUUUACCUUCUGGAGCUAGCAAAGGCAAACGGGGGAUAAUAUAUAAAUAUAUAAAUAUAUAUAUAAAUAUAUUUUUCUUCACAAAGUGCAAUAGAUUGAGUUGAAAUUCUGUUGCUUUUCAGCCACAGUGUAUAUUUUUUAAAACAGUGCAGCUCAGCAGAACUUCAUAAUGUUGGGGGAGGAAAGAGUGAUCAUGUAAAAUGGAUUAUUUCUUUACCAAAAACAUUCAGUGCGUUGAAAGAGCUAACAAUUCAACUUACAAGAGAGGAGGAAUAAUGUAUUCUUUCACUUUCCGAAGAAACCAAUCUUCAGCAGAACUAGUAUCCUACAAACUGUUAACCAGUGACAUAAAAUUCUGGACUGAGGAAUUAUUAAACUAUUCAGUGGAAUUUAACUGGCUUGUGACCCCUGAUUUCUAACUGUAACCAGGUGAUUAGCUGGCUAACUUUCACAUUUGGAAAGGACAGUGGAUGGCCUGCAGUUGUGAAUUACAUUAUUAAUGAACUCCUGAUGUGGUUUGGAUCUCUGCUUCAUGUCUGAUACCCAGUAUCAAAGCAGAUAAGCUUCCUCCCUCUCUUGCAAUUCAAUAUUUGUACUUCCAAAAGCAUAGCAAAAUGGUGCUAAUUAGUUUGAUGUACUUUGGAUGAAGAAUUCAAUUUCCACUGAAUUAUUCUGAAAAUGGAAUUCAGUUUUUAUGAUGGCUUGUUGAUAUAUCUUAUGGAGAAAAUUGCUGAGCCAUUACCAACCUGAUGGCAUAUAAUCAAUAUUGCUAAUAUAAGGGGAUUAAUGUGUUAAAUUCUUCAAAGGACAGAGUGACAGAACAAGGCAUUUUAAUAUUGUCAAUACAAAAAAAAAAGCCAUACAAAAUUAAACCGGUAUUCAUUUUUUCAGCUAUAUUUGAUGAAAUACUAAUUUCUAAGUGACAACGGAAAGGAAGUGUCCUUUUAAAGACACAGCAGAAACAAAAUUUUAUUUCUGUAGCCAGUUAACUGUUAUAUUUCUAGUUUACCAACUUUAAUAAACUUUCAAGAGGUAAAACAGUCAAAACAAGAACCUUUGUCUCUGCAAGAACAUAUGAAAUAAAAAGUAAGAUAUUGUUUGAAUGGAAUUUGGACUUCAAUAAUGCAAUAAUUUUUCUUUUUAGUCCUUUCAGGCAAAAAAAAUUAUAGAGCUUUCCAGCCUUACGUAACAAUUUCCUGUUGGUUCUUCCUUGUCUUUGCCAAAAAUAAAAAAUAAAAAAAUGAAUAAUUGUUAUAGAGCCCCAUUUCCCAAUUCUGUUAUUUGUUUAUAUAAGCAGAAUAUUUCCAUGCAGUUGAUCAGAAAAUGGAGGUAGCUUCCAACGCAGGCUCAGUGCAAUGGAAGUCCUAGCAUAUUAAUCAUAGAUUGUUAUAAUAUUAUUGUAUAAUAAUAUUAUUAUACUAUUAAGGGUGCAGCAUUUAUAUUACAGUGUAUGUUUAUAAAGAUGUAUAGUGUUCAGAAGCUGUGAAAAUAGUGUAAGAACUGUACAUUGUGAGCUCUGGUUAAUUUCUUCUUCUUCUUGUACUAUAGCAAAAAGUGUAUAAAAGUUUAUUGAUAAGUUGAUGUGCAGGGAUAUUGCCUAAUCGUCUGUAAGUAAAAUGGAGUUUCACAACAUGAUGGCUUUUAAAAGCUUCCAACUAUUUUAUCUUUUCCUGAAUUGACUUCCUGUUCUAUUUAAGAUAUUCUACAUGGAAUCAAAGUGUUUAAUGUAAUAAUUCUAUUUUUUUUUCGCCUGCAGGUCAGUUGUAAUAAAUCAAAGAUGCAACGUAGACCUUGUUAAUUUUUAUUAUAAGGUCAGGUAUGCAAUGGGGAAAUCAAUAAAUGCCACCUUUCUCUGGCCAGUUUCCCCUAUUUAUUGAAAAGAAAAAAAAUAAAAUAGAUGGCGGAACUAAGGUGAUUCUUUUCCCAUCUUAAACAAAAACCAUAAGCUCUAUUUGAUCAUUGAUGUAUUUUAAACAGGUAUUUGUCCUUGCCUCAUGAACCAUUUCUGCUGAUGCAUCACCUAAAUAAUCAUGAUUACUUAACUUCUAUUGCAA
Molecule: messenger RNA, 5743 nt
Organism: Crotalus tigris (Tiger rattlesnake)
Lineage: Eukaryota; Metazoa; Chordata; Lepidosauria; Squamata; Viperidae
Gene: MAP2K4
Product: mitogen-activated protein kinase kinase 4
Exons: 13
Coding region: 1918-3216 (432 amino acids)
Biological process (GO): MAPK cascade; protein phosphorylation
Molecular function (GO): ATP binding; JUN kinase kinase activity
Source: RefSeq, a predicted model, not a curated record